GCAGCUUCACACAUCACACCUAAAUUUUCCGACGCUCAUCUCUGCAAUUCGCUCGUCCCCAUACCUGCUCGCUGGUCUUCAUUUUAUUAACACCACAGACAAGGCAUGGACGUUAAGAUGCCGAUCAGCUCAUCAGAUUACGCAUCAUCUGCUCGUCAGUUGUGGGCGCCGCGAGGCUAUCGAAGACCGUUCAGGGGGCGCUUACUGCGAUCUCUGUGAGAUCUAAGCCAGGACAUUCAAUAGCGGGAUCUUUAUAUCUGUAUGGUGUGCACAGGUGUCGAUCUUUGUGAGGCUUGUGAGGGAUGCCUUGUAAAACGGGGUAGGAGUGGAAGGGAUGGAAGGGAUGGAAGUGGUAUUGUGGUGAGGGUCAUGAGUGUAUUUGAUGCGCGAUCAAGGGGUGGAGAGGGGUGAAUGGGGUAUUUUGAGGUUUGGGGAGGACGGACAGGAAAGCGAUGUUACAGUGAGGAAAUUGUGUUUGGGGAAUGGCUGGUCGGGGCGCAAGAGAACUUGGUUGAGGUUUAAAAGAUGUAGUGAAGUAUUGAACUGGGAUCGAUUUAUCGGUGGAAAAUCGAUAUAUUGGAGAUUGACAAUCUGUAGAAUGACUAGUUUUGACUAGAUACAGGAGAGUGAUUCCAUAAAAAACAGAGGGAAUGGGUUCCCUAGCUAUAUUCCUGAUUUCCAGCCCACCAUGUGAUUUACCCCGCACUUACUUGGUGGUGGGAACGAUUUACCAAUCUGAUUCCUGAACGUACGUUUACGGAACGUAAUCGAAUAGCUAUACUAAUAAACGAUUAGUGUACUCGUAUGUAAGUAAUACCCAAUAAUCGGACGAACUAAAUUAGUGAUUAAACCUGGAGUGGAAGGAAUGGAUACUAGCCAAGCUAGCUAGUU
Molecule: messenger RNA, 891 nt
Organism: Hyaloscypha bicolor E
Lineage: Eukaryota; Fungi; Ascomycota; Leotiomycetes; Helotiales; Hyaloscyphaceae
Exons: 1
Source: RefSeq, a predicted model, not a curated record